GACGCGCAGGCCAUGGAGGGGAACCGGGACGAGGCGGAGCGCUGUGUGCGCAUCGCGCGCCAGGCCCUGGACGCCGGCGACCGUGAGCGGGCCCAGCGCUUCCUGCUCAAGGCCCAGAAGCUCUACCCGCUGCCCGCCGCCCGCGCGCUCUUGGACAUAAUUAUGAAAAAUGGAAGCACGGCGGGAAGCGGCCCUCAUUGCCGGAGACCAGCAGGCAGCGGAGACCCCAGCAGGCCCAGGGGUGCCGAGGACAGUGGCCCCAGCGGGGCAGAAGGCGGGAAAGGCUACACCAAAGACCAGGUCGACGGGGUUCUCAGCAUAAACAAAUGUAGAAAUUACUACGAAGUCCUGGGAGUCACGAAAGAUGCCGGCGAGGAGGACUUGAAGAGAGCGUAUAGGAAGCUGGCUCUGAAGUUUCAUCCCGACAAAAACCACGCGCCUGGAGCAACGGAUGCCUUUAAAAAGAUCGGGAACGCGUAUGCUGUGCUGAGCAACCCCGAGAAGCGGAAACAGUAUGACCUCACGGGUGGCGAGGAGCAGGCCUGUGGCCAGAGCAACGGCAGGUUCGACUUCCACCGAGGCUGCGAGGCCGACAUCACCCCCGAGGACCUGUUCAACAUCUUCUUCGGGGGCGGCUUCCCCUCGGGGAGCGUACACUCGUUUUCCAACGGGCGAGCUGGGUUUAGCCACCAACAUCAGCACCGACACAGUGGCCACGAGCGGGAAGAAGAAAGAGGAGAUGGGGGCUUCUCUGUGUUCAUCCAGUUGAUGCCCAUCAUCGUGCUGAUCCUCGUGUCCCUGCUGAGCCAGUUGAUGGUCUCCAACCCUCCGUACUCCCUCUACCCCAGACCUGGAUCAGGGCAAACUAUUAAAAUGCAAACAGAAAACUUGGGUGUUGUUUAUUAUGUCAACAAGGACUUUAAAAGUGAAUAUAAAGGAGUGUUAUUACAAAAGAUAGAGAAGAACGUGGAAGAAGAUUAUGUGACCAAUAUUCGAAAUAAUUGCUGGAAAGAGAGACAGCAGAAAACGGACAUGCAGUACGCAGCGAAGGUGUACCGGGAUGACCGGCUCCGGAGGAAGGCAGACGCCCUGAGCAUGGAGAACUGCAAGGAGCUAGAGCGGCUGACCAGCAUCUACAAGGGAGGCUGAGGGCAGGCCCGUCCGUGCUCCGCGUCGAGCCGCAUCGCGAGCGCCAGCAGGAGAGACCAGCUCUGCACACCCGCACCCAGCAGGCCCCCGGGCCUCGGACGUGUCUGACCUACUGACUCCUUUAAUUAGUAAGAAACUGGAAGUGAAAUCAAUAUUUUAGUGAUGCCUCCGCUAUUACUUUCCACUCUAAAAGCUUCUCUGAUUAACGGUCUAAACUGCCUCAGCGAGGACCCGCAGCUGUUCCCGUGUAGGGACCUUCCAUCUCUUCCCCUGUCCUGUAAAUACUCACGGAAUGAUCAUUUUGUGUACAUAUAGGUUCUCAUUUUUUAAAAUUUAGAUUCUUUUAGUGUUUAGAGAUUGGAGACGCUUUAAGUUUCGAUUAAUGGAAUAAAUGUACGAUGACAAAAGUGCUUUUUUCUCGUCAGCUGUUGAGUGUGUGGCGUUUAAACACGAACCUUUUCCAACAAGAAAAUGGAAAACAAAAGCUGUUUAACUGUGUAAAAUCUUGUAGCAUUAUCAACUUAGAGGGAAUCGAUAUUUUUAAUAUUGCCAUUAUAUUCCAGAAUAUAUAUUGAGAUAAAAGAACUGGUGUAUGCGAUCAGUUUGCUAUUUAUUUAGUUUUUAUGAAUUGCUAAUCCGUGCAGAGAAAUGAAGUGCUGGCUUGAAUGACCCGGAGGAGAGGGCUGUCUUGGUAGUGACCUGAGGGUCCUCAGCACUGAAUCCCAUCAGCGUCAUGUGCAGUUCUGGGCCUGAGAGACCCCCAAAUGGACUGUGUAUUGUCUUA
Molecule: messenger RNA, 1933 nt
Organism: Sorex fumeus (smoky shrew)
Lineage: Eukaryota; Metazoa; Chordata; Mammalia; Eulipotyphla; Soricidae
Gene: DNAJB14
Product: DnaJ heat shock protein family (Hsp40) member B14
Exons: 8
Coding region: 13-1149 (378 amino acids)
Biological process (GO): cellular response to misfolded protein
Cellular component (GO): endoplasmic reticulum membrane
Molecular function (GO): Hsp70 protein binding
Source: RefSeq, a predicted model, not a curated record